AUCAACCCGGACGAUACCAUGUUUCAAUGAAAUAUGCUCAAAGGCAUAAAAUAAUGACCUGUCAUGAUGCAGAUUUUCAUGGUCAUUAGUUGUAUCUUUGGUCUGAUGAGAUGUUUUGUCUUUGGAAAGGAAAUAUCACUACGAGAGAAUUGGAAAAGACAAAUCAAGGUCGGGUUAGCAGAUGGAAAGCAUAUUGUUGAUUUGUUUAGUACCGAACCGAGGUCAAAGAUUUUUAAUCGAAUCAACUUACUGACAAAUUUUGUCGGUACUAUUGAUAGCCUUGCUGCAUUUAUUCAGGAGUAUGAUCCAAAAACCGAACAAGAAACGUUUAAAAAAUUGAAGAAGACAUUUACAGAUAUAAACGGAAAACUUGAAUUGACAAGCGACAGGAGGUUUAGCCAGGAUUUUAGGGAAAUUUACUUCGAAUUAAGAAGCAUUGAAUUUAGUUUUGUCAUCUUAAACAAAUUUUUGGAAAAACUUGAGGAGUUGGAAUGUAUAAGUCAAGCUGAAUGUGAAACAGGCAUGCAAUGGACUAUUAAGCUGUUUAAAAAUGAUUUUGAUAUAGAAGAUCAAUAUAGGCACAUCUUUCAGGCAACAUUAAAUGGAACAAGGUUUUAAAAGAUGUCGUUAAUUCAGCAAGUAAUAGAAACGUCAGAUUGCAAUGAAAAGACAAUUUUGAAGUUUGGGACUAAUUUACUUUUGACUUUUUUUAAAGCUGAACAAAUCAUGCUUGUGUAUGGUAAGCUAGCUAAAACGAACACUAAUUCCAUAUCACAGAUACAUAAAUGGACUAAGAACAUGUAUAAAUUCAGAAGGGCUUUACUAGGAGUUGUAGAAGAAUGUUCCUCUAAGAAUGUGUGUAAAAAACAGUGUAACAAAGGUAAAUGUAUCCACCUCUCAAAGGUAAAUCGAAACAUGUGUUCCUGUCCAAAUUACUUUGAUGGAGACAACUGUCAAAUCAAUAAUCAAGUUAUAUUAGCUAGGGAUACUGUAGCAAUUUUAUCAACCUUGAAUCAGGUCCCUAAAGUAGGACCUAUUAUCGAUACGAAAUUGCAAUCCAAUUUUUUAACUGCAUCAAUGAAGUGCGUUAGUUUUGCUUAUGAAAUGAUUCAAAAAGCAAGCUUGAAGAAUAUAGACAAGCAUGUUUUGACAAGUUUUGACCUUGGAUCCUUUUAUAAUACAUAUCUUAGCUUGUACUACUUGAUCAAAGAUGCAAGGAAAUUAAUUAAAUGUGACGAAACUGUAAAAACGGGGUAUAUUAAAUCGAAAUUAAUACAUACUGUGUAUCAUUUAACUAGGGCUCUAUUCAAAAUGAACUCGUACUUUAAUUACCGACAAUCUGACAAUACAUUCCAACCAGAAUCAUUGUUGGCUAGAGUUAUCGAUAUCAAUAAGAACGAGGCUUGCUCAAAACAUUUCAGAGCCAAAAUUGACAAUCUUUGGAUACAGUUUCAUCUUGCACAGGCAAAUGGGUUUUCCAUCUUAUUGCAAGUCCGUCAUAUAUUGGAUAAUUAUUCUCCCACUGUUAUCAGCAUAUUUAAGCAGCGCACUAACAAACAGAUUAAAUUUACAACUGAAUCUACAUGUAGUGCAUCAAUAAAGCAUUCCGCAAAUGUUCAUUGUGAACAAUUUCAUCUAAUGAAGAAUAUUAACAUUGAAAAUAUUUGCGUAAAAGGAUACGCUCGCAAAGGCACUCGUUUUAUCAAAUGCCAAAAUAUAACCUCUGCAUGUAUACCUUGCACAUGUAAUACAAAAGGAGCAAUAUCAACAAUAUGUAAUUCAGAAAAUAGGCAGUGCCAGUGUAAAGAUAAUUUUCAAGGAAAGAAUUGCGAUAUAAAUAUAGAUCAAAACUGUAAGUUAAGUGACUGGACAACUUGGUCUGUUUGUAGUAAAGCAUGUGGAAUUGGGGGAGAGCAGACGCGCACUAGACAUAUAGUACUACAAAAAAAGGGCCAUGGAAAACAAUGUACAGAUCAUAAGGUGGACAACAAAAAAUGUUUCAAACUAUGUUGUUCUGGUACUUUUGAGUGUAAAGACAGUUCAAAAUGUUUCAUAGGAAGUAAAUGCCAACCUUGUUACUGUAACCAAAAGGGAUCAACAUCUGGCAUAUGUCAACCUAUAAAUGGUGCUUGUUCAUGUAAAACAGAUUAUGACGGAAGGCGUUGCCAAGAAAAAACAGAUCAGCCCAAACAACGUCCGAUUGAUUGCGGAGAUGUCAAAACAAAGAAAGGAAACGGAAUCUACAAGAUAUAUCCCAAACAUUCAGUCAUUGGAUUUGACGUUUACUGUGACUUUGAGAUUGACAACAGCGGAUGGACGAUGUUUCAGAGAAGACUAAACGGGAAGACAGAUUUUUAUAGAGGUUGGAAUUCGUAUGUAAAUGGAUUUGGAGAUUUGGAGGCGGAAUUUUGGUUGGGCAACCAAAAGAUACAUACAUUGACUAAGCAGGCCAAUUAUGAACUAAGAGUAGACAUCUCCGAUUUUGAUGGUUACAAAGCUUAUGCCAGAUAUAUAACGUUUUCUGUUGGUGAUGCCUCUACCAACUAUAUACUAACUGUUUCUGGUUACAGUGGGAAUGCUGGAGACAGCCUGGAAUGCCAUAAUGGUCAAGCCUUUACUACCAAAGACAGGGACAACGAUUCAGGGACAAACAAUUGUGGUAUAUACAGACAGGGUGCAUGGUGGUAUAAAAACUGUGGAUAUUCAAGCCUGAAUGGGGUAUAUAUUGAAGGAGGAAAGACAAGCUUCAAAGGAAUAUCUUGGUACUAUUGGAAGAAUAACUGGUAUUCAAUGAAGUCGUCUUCAAUGAUGAUUAGGAGACUUUAAUUGUAUACGCAUGUAAAUUAAUAUGUGUUAUAAUAAAAUAUUUAUUUGAAACAUUUUA
This is a messenger RNA of Mytilus trossulus (common blue mussel), 2884 nucleotides long. RefSeq lists its product as uncharacterized. The transcript has 6 exons. The record is from RefSeq and is a predicted model, not a curated record. Lineage: Eukaryota; Metazoa; Mollusca; Bivalvia; Mytilida; Mytilidae. The coding region runs from base 622 to 2826 and encodes 734 amino acids.